Cynara cardunculus var. scolymus (artichoke) is the source of this 1138-nucleotide messenger RNA. RefSeq names its product binding partner of ACD11 1. Gene Ontology annotation, molecular function: RNA binding. NCBI's taxonomy places the organism in Eukaryota, Viridiplantae, Streptophyta, Magnoliopsida, Asterales, Asteraceae. The transcript is spliced from 5 exons. Bases 140 to 874 code for a protein of 244 amino acids. The record is from RefSeq and is a predicted model, not a curated record.
UUUAUUUAACUUCAGCUGCUUCCUGAAUUUGAGAAUUCACAUAUUUGGAGUUUCAUGAGUUUUAUAUAGAGCAUGCUAGCAGGUAUACCUUUAUUACUUUAGGAGUUUCAGAACUUGUACCUUGGUCAUUGAUUCGGAUAUGACUCUAGAACAUAUUGUCGAAGUUACAGGCCUGUCCCCUAAGGCAACAGAGCAAGAUGUCUACACUUUCUUUGCUUUUUGUGGCACGAUCGAACAUGUUGAUAUCGUCAGGGCUGGUGAGUAUGCAUGUACAGCUUAUGUGACAUUUAAGGAUGCUUAUGCUCUAGAAACAGCUGUCUUGCUCAGUGGAGCCACACUUUUGGAUCAGACUGUAUGCAUUACGCGAUGGGGCCAGGAUGUAGAUGAAUCAGAGUUUUGGAAUAGACCUUCAUGGUCACCUGACGAUGGGAGUAGUUCAAAUGUGUCGCCACAAGCAAACCAAUAUGCAUACACAGCUGGGGAAGCGGUGACUCUGGCUCAAGACGUGGUCAAGACCAUGUUAGCCAAAGGCUAUAUUCUGGGCAAAGACGCACUAGGCAAAGCCCAAGCAUUCGAUGAGUCACAUCAAGUUUCCGCCAGUGCGGCUGCCAAAGUUGCCGAGUUGAGUGAAAGAAUUGGGUUGACCGACAAGGUGUUUGCUGGAGUUGAAGCGGUUCGAUCAGUAGACCAAAGGUACCACAUAUCCGACACCACCAAAUCAGUUGUAUCGGCUACUGGAAGAACAGCAGCAGCUGCCGCUACUACUGUGGUUAACAGCAGUUACUUCUCGAAAGGUGCUCUUUGGAUGUCUGAUGCUCUAAACCGAGCUGCGAAAGCUGCUGCGGAUCUCGGAUCUCAUGGUAUUAGCAAAUGAAACAAUAAUUAAAAUUAUUGGUUUCUUAAUCAGCAGAUAAAUUGUGUUGAUCGAAGGUGAAGUCUGGAUUCUGAUAGAAUCCGAUGCAUCAGUGCCGGUAUGAUAUAACCCAAAUUUGAAGGCUUGUAGUAUGUAUAGCUGUCAUAUGUAGGUUUUAUGGUUUGUAGCCAAUAAAGGUUUUCCUUUUCAAUACCGUGUGGUUUCGUACUUCCUAUAUUCACCUCUUUCUUGCUUUGUAAAUCAAUGCUUUACACUCGGGAUCCU